CAAACUACUUUUUUCGUUUGGACAAGUGAAUUUGUUUGGCACUAAUCCCUCUGGAGAAGUGGAGUUAAAAUUAUAUCGAUCCCUAUAGACGAACGUAGUGACACUCAUGUGUACAUUAUUUGUUUAACUUCUUGAAGCAUCAAAUACACCAAAACUCUAACACUUACCCUAACGAUUCGAUGUAAAAAAUGAUGUUACUAUAUUUUCAGAACAUCUAAUUAUUUAGUAGAUAUUUAGGUAUAUAUAACAUGAAAACAAUGUGGAAGAAGGAUUAUGGACUGGUAAACUCAGUAAUGGGCAACUUAAAGGGGCCUUUUCACAGAUUUUGGAAUUUUUUAACUUAUUCAUUAAAUGCUUUAUAUCGAUAAAUGAAAACAUUGGAUCGUAAAAGCUCCAGUAAAAAAUCAAGAAUAAAAUUUAAAAAAGGAAAAGAAUAUUGCCCUGACCAGGUUUCGAACCAGUGACCCCUGGAGUCCUGCCAGAGUCCUGAAGUAAAAACGCUUUAGCCUAUUGAGCUAUUCCGCCGAGUACAUAUACAUGAAGUAUUUUAUACCUUUUAUAAGCAAUCUUCGUAGUUUCACAAAAUUUAACGACAAAAACAGAAUUCUCCAAAUUAUUCAAUCGUUUCGCGUUGCAACGCUUUAUAAUUUUUAGGUUUUAAAAUCGUCAAAAGAUGCAUAUAAUGGCUAUAUUAGACCAUGGUAAAUGUUCAGUAUUACUGUUUCCUCACAAAUAUCAUAACUAAAACGAAAAUUUGCGAAUCUGAAACAACUUUUUCAAUUUUGUCAAUUUACCAAAGCGUGAAAAGAUCCCUUUAAAGCUGUACUCUUAAGUAUUAACAAUCAGAAAUGAUUUAUAUUCGAUAAUCUACCAAAACUCGAUUAAGUUUGUUUUGUUCAAAUCAGAGCUUAAUUUACGGCGUUGAAAUGGGACACCCCUUCUUUACAAUUUUUUCAAUUGAAUGCCGGUGUAUACAAAUACCGAAAUAUCGAUAUAAGGCAUAAGACCAUUAAGUUUCAGAAAAUUGAAUUGUGUAUUGGUAUAUUGAGAAUUGAAUACAAACUUUAAAGCACUGUUUAUUAUACUUGAAGAAUGGAUUGAAUUGCUUUGUUAAUAAUGUGAAUUGCGAAUCACAGCUGUAUAUUCAGGCAAUUAUUUGAUCGUUGUAUUAUUGAAUCAACUCUCAAGUUUAGGUAGCAAUAUGAAUAAGAUUCAAUAUUGUGUUCGCAGGGAAACUAGAGGUAAGAUUUACGGAGUUUAUUUGAUGUUAGUCAAAAAUUCUAUUUAUCUAACUUUCAUUCGUGGAAAAAAUGUGAACGUUCACUUAAACAAAUAUUAAUUGUAUAUCGGAAAUAUAAUGGUAAUGUAACAAAACACGGAUUAAUUUGCUUUUAUUUUAUUGAAUGAAGUUGAGACGAAUGCGUUUUUGGUUUAUUUAUCCGUGUUCUAAUAAAUCUAUGUAAAUACGCAAUGUUAUUUCACAUUCAGUUUUGUUGCACCGCACCUGCGUUUUAACACAACUUUUGUGUUGAACACCGAAAUGCGGUGUGCACUAUUGUGGUGAACACCAAACUGCGUAAUUCCAAGUUAAAUCUUAUAUAAUCUGUGUUAACAUUCGUUAAGCUCAUAUGGACAUUUUUUUUUCUCCAAUAAGCAAACAACCAAUCCAAUCAAAUGGUCGGUAUUAACUGAAAAAGGGACCUUUUCACAUAUUUAGGCAUGAAUUGGAGUUUGUCAUUAACUGCUUUAAAUUCAUAAAUAUAAACAUUCGAACUAUAUAGCUCCAGUAAAAAACGAGAAUAAAAUUAAAGAAAGAACAAAAGGAAUCUGGACUCGAACGACUGACGGUUGGAGUAAAAGUUUAGCCCAUUACCCACUCGGCCAUCCGUGUUCUUACAAUGAGUUUAAUUUUUAAUACAUUAUGAACGCAAUUCUCGUAAUGUAACAAAGUAUAACAAAACCCUCCAAAUUAUUCAAUCGUUUCGCGUUUGUAACGCUUUCGAAUUUUCAGAUUUUUUAAAUCGUUAAAAGAUGCAUUUAAUUGAUAUUGAACACAUGGUAAUUGUUUAGUAUAAUAGUUUACUCGCAAAUACCAAUACUACCGUAACCACGAAAAUUUAUCAUAAUUUGAUAUUUCAGCAUGGCUUAUUAUAUGACAAAUUAUAAUCAGGGUCAUUACUUUUACAAUACCAAUAUAAGGUGUAAGUGAUAUGACAUCACGAAAUUACUUCUCGCGAAAUACUUAAAAUUCAUAAAUUGAGUAAUUUGUUGAAUGAAAACUUUUAACGUAUGGAAAGCUGUUUCGGCAAUUUGAGUAAAGGAACAAAAUUGAAUGAUAUGGAAUAUAAAGGAUAACGUUCGCCCCAGCUCUGUCGUAUGUAUUUAUCAAUGUAUAAUGUCAUAUUGAAUGGUUACGAGUUUGUCACUGAAACGCAAAUUAAAAACACGGAUAAUGUUCGUAUUUCUUUUUAUUGUUUAAUACCCACGACAUCCUUCUCAGAGGAACAUCAAACGGGUGAUAAAUGCCAACAUACAUCACGAGUAACUGUCAGUUUUUUGUAAGAUAUUUAAAUAUACCUAAGAUUUUCGUUUGAACAAAGUUGUGUAUACACAAGCGAAACGCCUGAAUACUUUAUCGUUGUGUAUUUAUUUAUUGUUAAACAUAUGGUGUUUAUGCAUACUAGUUUUGCUCAGAAAAGCGUGCUAUUUAAAUUCAUUAUUCUUAUUGUAUAAAAUAGUUUUCAGUAUAUUAAUUUUAUUCAACAUGGUGCAGGUUUUUGAUUAGGUGGGCACUUUUUGUGUCAGAAGAGCGUACUUUGAGUUCACUCCAUCGAAGCGUUCCAACAUCAAGCAAUAUCAAAAACUUCAAACAAAAAUCAUGCAGAUUCCAGAGCACUUCACAGAAUUGUCAAUCCGGAUGUCUGUAGCACUUGAUGACAGUGGAGCUGGGAAGGAAACUGUAUUGGAGCGAAAAAAAACUUACUUGCGGAGGGAGCAAAUUGAACAUAUAUUUCUGCAACACUUAGGAAAAGACGAGGAGUGUUUUCAUUUUGGGAGCCAAUCGGAAGGGACCACAACUCCCGGUCUCCAGUCUGAUAUUGAUCUCCUAUCAAGUUACAAGGAAAUGAAUAUCAUGACCGUCUGGGAAGACUGGAAGGCUGGGAUGGCGAACCUUCUGAUGCUCCGCGAUGACACCACUCCACCUCAACAGUACUUGCUACAAGUCUUCUUAGAAGACACACCGGAACCGGUGACCAAUCUUACACAUGACACGUUCGUAAGGAAAGAUUCUGGACAAAUACUGUUUAGCGCUGAAAGAUUUAAACAAUACCAAGAGUAUAUGGGUAGGUUUUUAGGAGAGGCAACUACAAAUGGGCCUUCUGUGAGUUUUGUACCUAACUGGGAUAUGGUGCAAGCAUGUCAUGUGCUCAAACCUCUUCAUGAAAUACAACACUGGAUAGACAGAUGUAGAGGUAGACCCUGGCCUUCUGUUCAGCUACUUGAGGCUGCACGGGUAGCGCCGUGUUUCUUGGUACCAGCCGGUCAUCCAGACAGUGACUACAAGCGCGAAGAAUGGCGACUGUCUCCAAACCUGAUAGAACGGAUGUUGAUGUUUAGCUUUAAUAUUACACAGAUAAAAUGUUAUAUUUUGUUUAAACUAAUAAAAAAAUCAGUAUUCGCUAAAAUUGUAGGAGAAUCUAUUACAAGCUUUCAUUGUAAAACUAUAAUGUUUUACACCAUAGAAAGAACACAUCCUUCUAUGUGGUGCGAACACAACCUUAUGUUUCUUCUUUUGCUCUGUUUACACGUAUUAAAGCGAUGGCUACGAUUGAGAAGGCUUCCGCAUUAUAUCAUAGAAGGAGUGAACUUGUUCGAUGGGAAACUCUCAAAGUCGCAUCAGAAACGCCUUCUAGUGUAUAUAGAGUUAUUGAUACGGAACAACCUACAAGAUGUAUUUUAUAUUGGUAUAGAUAAUAUAGGAUGUCGGUUACAAGCGUGUAGUAUGCGGCACUUUGUACAGGCUGGAGAAUUCAGAGGUGUAUGCUUGCGGAACAGCAUCAGAUUACUGCUGAAGUUUGAGUGUUGGAUAAGGUUGUCAAGUAGUUUAGUACACUUACAACAUCAUCAAUGCAGUUCACAUACAACCUUGCAGCAACAUUUAAAAUAUGCUAUAUACAAAUUUCAUGAAAACUCCACGAAUGUCAUACUGAAAUCUGCUGCUAUCGAAUUUAUUAAACACUUCUACGCGUUACACAUUUCAAUGCAAGCAUCUUAUUAUUUGCGACUACGAAACGUUCUUGACAGCGAAAAUAUAAAGCGUUUCCAAUAUUCCUUAAAUAUGGAUGUAGCUUCUAGUCGCUUAAAGUUUGCUUCAAUGUUGUAUUGUGGUGGUCAUCUUCGAGCAGCAGUUCGAGUGUUGGAGAAUGUAGAGGGGAGUUAUCACAGCAAUGUCAAGACUAUAUGUGGAUGUAGAAGAGCACAGGGAGACAGUGAUCUGCAGGUGUUCGCUAAUAUGUUAUCAGGCAACACUGAAAAUGGAUUCAGUGAAUUGCCAUUCACAUUCUGUGUCCAGUUAUUAAGGCAAGAAUCGUACUGCACUCCUUUCAUAUUGCUGUUUGAAAUGAAUCGCAAUAUCAGUGAAGAUGAAGUUGCACAGAGAAGUCGCCCUGAGAAACGAUGGAUGGACUCUGCUAAGGUGGAUUCUCGUCCAUUCCUACACUAUCUUCAGUACCUCACGUAUGGGGGACUCGGUGAACGUGGCAAUCAGCUAUAUGCGUUGAGAUUCUUAGAGUCUUACAUCUGUGAUAAAAGAAAUAUGAUACACAUGUAUCACGCUGAGACUUCAUUGAACUUGUUGGGACACUGCUAUGAAAUGGAAGGAAACUAUGAAGAUGCGCUACAUUACUACGAACAAUCGUUGCGAUUUUACGAUACAAAUAAUGCUGCUAAUUGGCACGUCCGGCGCGUUCUGCGUAUUAUAAGUGGUUGAAAAUACGAUCUAGAAAGUUUUCUAACAAUUUACUUAUGAUGGCACUAAACAUAAUCACGUUUUUGAUUGAAUAUACAAUUUAAAAGUUUAUAGUUAUUUUUAUAAGUAAACCCAGUAUGAAUAGAAUUCAAAUGAUUUCAAAGAAUCAUAAUGACAAUGUAUUCUAGAUCAACACAUAAUGCAACUUCAACUAUUGUGAAAGGAUUUAUUUUUAAUUAAUUGUAUUAUGCGCAUCAUAUGUAUGAAUUUAAGUUUAUAUGAGUGUGUUUAAACUACAUUUAACUAUGGUAUUUAUUUAGAGAUCAGAUGUCAUUGUUCUUGUUCGUAAAUAUUUUUGCUCAAUAGAUUUUCUGAAAGCUCUUUUCACACGACUGUAAUUCUUAUUUAUACUAACAACAAUAAGUAUAGUUAUGCAUAAUUGUUCUCUAAAAAAUAAUGUAUGUUUUCUAGAUAUGUUUAGAUACAUAACAAUUUAAUACAUAACGUUUAAGGUUAUUUGUUGCUAUUAUAUAUACUUAUGCUAAUUUUUGGCACCGCACUUUCAAUCCAACACUGUAUUCUCUCGCUGCAUAAAUGUAUCUUUCAUUUAUAUGACGAUACAAGGUAAUGUGUGUUUGGUAUUGUAGUUUGAGAAAUAUUGAUUCGGUAUAUGCGUAGCAAAAUAAUAACUCAGAUAUGGGAAAAUAUAUAUAUUGUAUUCAUCGAUACUAAUCUCCACGUCGCAUCACCCUCCCAUCGAGGCGACGCACUAUAGGAUUGUUGUUUAAUUAAAUAAAGCAUUCACUGUGGAAAGGUGGUUAAAUGCAUGUGCGAAAAGUGUCGUCCCCCAUUAGCAUGUGCGGUCCGAAUGACACUUUCCGCCUAAACUAUUUUUUGCUAAGAAGAGACUUCCUUAAAACGAAAAAAAAAUCAUAAAAGCAGUAAAUGUCGUCCCUGAUUAUCCUGUGCGGACUUCACAGGCUAAUCUGGGACGACACUUUACGCACAUGCAUUAAACACUCUGUUCACAUAGCGCAUUUUGCAGGUAUUCGACCGUGUUCAAGUUAUAAAUACAAGAAAUAAAUACAAAUCAUGAACUGCUUUCAAGUCCUAAUGGGCGACAUCGCAACUAAAACAAUACUGCGAAUUGUCUUGAAAUCCAGAAUUCCCACAGCGCGAAAAUCGGCUACACUUUUGCGACGCUAUUUUUCUGAAAGAAGAAAAUCUAAUUUGCCACAGAAAUGACACGCGCUGGUGUUAUUUGUCACUGAAUGUUCGACUCUGAAAUUCUGCUAUAUCGAGUGGCAUCGAAGAACUAUUUCGAGCGACGCUUGGCAACAUAGAAAUUCGGCGCCAAGAACCAAGAACGAUCAAACCUAGACAGGAAAAUCGAAUCUUGACCGAUCCUCUUGUGAAACAAAACUCCGGGCAAUGUCUUCGUCCUUUCUUAACAAAGAAUAUCCAGAACUCAGAACAUACCAGCGUUAUUUAUGUUUACCGAGAAAAACGGAAUGUAUUGAUUGGUAUGUAUCUUUAUAUUUUGUAGAAUAAAACGAUCGUAAUACAGGUUACUGUACGCGUUUUUUUUGGUCACAUUUCUUUCACAGCGUUCAUUUUAAACAAUACGCCUGUUGCGUCUAGGACCGGAAAUGUUACAUAGAUGGUACACAUUGUUUAGUAUCACACCUUGCGAAUGAAUUUCCACUCGGCAAACUUGAGUUUUUUCACGGUCUUUUCAUAAUAACUCGAAAACAUCAACAAUUGCAGCGCAGAAGAAUGGACAUUUGAGCUGCGCUCUGGAAAACGAGGCAUAAUGCAUGUGGGUAAAGUGUCGUCCCAGAUAAGUCUGUGCAGGGACAACACUUUGCACACAUGGAUUAAGCUCCGUUUUCUCAGAGUCAGGCUCAUUUUUAUUGUUUAAAUGUAUGGCAUUUGUGUUGCAAGGUCACACAAUAAGGUAUAAACAUUGUUCUUGGCAGAAUCAAUUUCCUAUCUUUUUAAAAAAAAAAAACUUCAGCAAUUAUACAUUAUCUUUACCUUGAAAAAUGUCUUCGAAGCAACAGUUACGGCCAUGUAUCCAAUAUAUAGUAUUAAAUAGUAUAUAGCAAUUUACACUACCGGUAUAAUGUAUGCAUGUUUUGCUGUUGCUGUCACAAGUAUUGUUAAGUCAAAUCUUGAAUAUGAGCUUUACUUAUGACUUAGUUCCAAAAACAAUUAAAGAUUUUAUUUAUGCCGAUUAAGAUUAUCUGUUCACUCUCUUCGUGUACAGACUGGUAGAUAUAAUGGAAACAAUAUUGCUAGAGAAGAAAUAUAUUGUCUUUGUCGUAACGUCACGGAUAUUGAGGACGAAUUUCAUUUUGUAUGUAUUUGUUCAACAUUUGUUGAUAUAAGGAAGAAAUCCAUCACACAAUAUUACUAUAAUCACCCAUCUGUUUUUAAGUAUGUACAAUUGCUGCAAUCAACCAAUAGGUCGGAACUGAUAACACUUUGUUUAUUUGUUAAAGAUUCGUUGAGUAUAAGAUCAAACUUGUUAAAUUGUAUAACAUAAUUAUCCAAUUGUUCAUCCUCUGUAUUUCAAUAAACAUUUGUUUUGUAUAUAUUCAUGUUUGUAGGCGUUUUUGUUCUUCGCAUAUACAUGUUGACGUAUAUCAAUACCAAUCACAUGUGAUGUUGACGUUAUGCAUUGUUUAAGUCA
Messenger RNA from Dreissena polymorpha, 7664 nucleotides. RefSeq lists its product as uncharacterized. NCBI's taxonomy places the organism in Eukaryota, Metazoa, Mollusca, Bivalvia, Myida, Dreissenidae. The record is from RefSeq and is a predicted model, not a curated record. Bases 2879 to 4990 code for a protein of 703 amino acids. The transcript is spliced from 2 exons. Gene Ontology annotation, molecular function: protein binding.